This is a messenger RNA of Fusarium fujikuroi IMI 58289, 2082 nucleotides long. RefSeq lists its product as uncharacterized. Gene Ontology annotation, molecular function: RNA polymerase II cis-regulatory region sequence-specific DNA binding; DNA-binding transcription factor activity, RNA polymerase II-specific; zinc ion binding. NCBI's taxonomy places the organism in Eukaryota, Fungi, Ascomycota, Sordariomycetes, Hypocreales, Nectriaceae. The record is from RefSeq and is a predicted model, not a curated record. Gene Ontology annotation, biological process: DNA-templated transcription; positive regulation of transcription from RNA polymerase II promoter by galactose. Gene Ontology annotation, cellular component: nucleus. The coding region runs from base 1 to 2082 and encodes 693 amino acids. The transcript has 5 exons.
AUGAACACGACGAAAUGGAGGAUUUCAAAGGCUUGUCAAGAAUGUCGCGCCAAGAAGAUCAAGUGCAAUGGGGAGACCCCCUGUCAAAACUGCAGCAUGAGAAAUCUCAGUUGCGUCUAUCGCGAAAAGGCCCGUAAUCGGACGCGCAAGGUCAAACCGCGAACUGCAGCUUAUGAGACUAUAAUGUCUCACGAUGCCAUGGAGAGCACGUCUCUGGAACCCUCUGAUGAAGGAACUGUGCCGCCAACGCCAAAUGCCGACGACACCGCAUCUGUCGGACCUACAGGAUCAGUAAUGGACAGCGAACGCAGUUUGACACAUAAUAGUGUUGCUGCGACACAUCGCGCAUCACCGUCUUGUUUUCUCCAGCUUUACUAUGGCCCCUCGUCGAAUUUUGCCCUACUCAACUCGAUCUAUCACCAAAUAGCCGGGACAUGCCCAAAUGAUCCUCCGUCACGCUCUGGAAUUGUCGAAGAAGUUGGUCCGGGUCUAGACCUAUUCAGUCAUCGGAGACUAUUCUUCGGAGAUCUGGCUGACAACCAACGGCCAUCAUCAAUACCAGACGACUGUUCAGCUAUGUUGAUUGACCCAGAUACUGCUCACCGGCUACUCGAGAGAUAUCUUCUGACCUAUUGGCACGGCCUUCCCAUCAUGAGUAAAGACCAUUACCGCCGUCGCUUGAGUGCCCUAUACCAACCACCAGGUAUCUUUGAUUAUGAUGCACCCGAGACUAUCAUCGUCAUGCUCGCUGUAGGACUGGGAGCUUCAAUGACAGGCGAAGAAGCCAUUGCAGAAUUUCUUUUCCAGAAAACCAAACAAGGAGUUGCCAAAUUGGAUGAGGUUGUGAACAUGCAGAUGCUUACACAAUCUCACGCUCACUUCCAAUCUGAAAGAGCAAGGCCAAACUCAGGUUUCUUGCAUGUCGGAACUGCAUGCAGAAAAGCAGUAGCGGCUGGCCUACAUAAGGAUGGAUGCUCACGCCCAGGAUACACGGAAGAUGAUACAAAUCAGCGAAGAAUAACUUUCUGGAGUUUAUUCUUCUGGGAAACUUGGCAAUGUUUUGUCCUUGGCCGACCUAGCUCGCUUCCUGACCCCGGUUCGAUCAUACCACUACCGAAAGGCCAAAAACUACUAAAGUCUUUGGUCACCCUAUCACGUAUCAUGGACAAGUGUGUAAAGAAAAUCUAUAGUCCUCGACAUGACUCCCUGUUGCCAGUCUGGAAUGCAGCCAUCGAGAUCCGCCGCGAACUACACCAUUUUGCAGAGCAACAACUCAAGGAUAUGAAGUUUGGUCUUGUGGGAGACCCCAGCACAGGAGAGCUCGGCGUGUGCCAAGCUAUGGUUUCAACAAUGUAUCAUCAUACACUCCUAUUAACAUUCCGCCCCUUUCUCAUCUUGCGAGCAAAGCUGAAUCACGACCGUGCUGCUGCUACUUCAGCAGAGAAUCUACAAAUGCCUCCGCCUUGGCUCGAUAGCGCUUGCGAGUAUUGCUUGGAAGCAGCGAGGAAUUCCGUUGGGUUCUUAACGGGCUCUUGUGCCACCAAUAUUCUCUGUCGUGAUAUAAAGUAUCAUGGCUUUUUUAUGGAGGGAGCAUGCUAUGCUUUGGCUUUCGAUAUGCUUCAAGAAAAGAAGACAGCUCACCGCAAUCUUCCCUGGAUUCACUCUGGUUUAAGAUGCCUUCGCUCCAUGAUGGGAUCAGCAGGAGUGAACGCCGGUCAGCUUCCAAUAACAAUCGCCUCAAUAGAGCAGAUGGUCCGAUCUGCUGGGUUUGAACUGAAAGAUCCAGUAGACACGAACCAGCAGAAGCAGCCCCCGCAGUCCACGCUCCCUGGUUCACCAGCACCUGUCUCUGUUGCGGGUGGUAUGAGGAGCGAGCCUGCGUUCACAUUCCCUUCCAUGCCAUUCGGGUUUGAUGUCACUGGUCAGAUGAAUGGGACCUCGAGCUCUCCUGCUGGCGCUGCCUCGGAAGAUAUGACAGAUUUUACAGCUGCCGAUGUUGGAUGGGAUAUUGAUUUUGGAACUAUGAAUAUGGAGGCGUUUUUAUCUCUCGACUCGGCGGAGGCUUUCAAUUUUGCCCCAUGA